UGCGCUACUUCCUGAAGAAUAAGGUCAGCCCUGACUUGUGCAACGAGGAUGGACUCACAGCCCUGCACCAGUGCUGCAUCGACAACUUCGAGGAAAUCGUCAAGCUGCUCCUUUCCCAUGGUGCCAAUGUCAAUGCCAAGGACAAUGAGCUGUGGACGCCCCUGCAUGCUGCAGCCACCUGCGGCCACAUCAACCUGGUGAAGAUCCUCGUCCAGUAUGGGGCUGACUUGCUGGCUGUCAACUCAGAUGGGAACAUGCCAUAUGACCUCUGUGAGGAUGAACCCACCUUGGAUGUUAUUGAGACCUGUAUGGCGUACCAGGGCAUCACCCAGGAGAAAAUCAACGAAAUGCGAGCGGCUCCUGAACAGCAGAUGGUCUCAGACAUCCACUGUAUGAUUGCAGCUGGCCAGGACCUUGACUGGAUAGAUGCCCAGGGUGCCACACUGCUGCACAUAGCUGGAGCAAAUGGAUACCUGCGGGCAGCUGAGCUCCUUCUGGACCAUGGAGUGCGUGUGGAUGUGAAGGACUGGGAUGGGUGGGAGCCCUUACAUGCAGCAGCCUUCUGGGGACAGAUGCAGAUGGCAGAGCUGUUGGUGUCCCAUGGAGCUAGUCUCAGUGCCAGGACAUCCAUGGAUGAGAUGCCAAUAGACCUGUGUGAGGAGGAGGAGUUCAAAGUCCUGCUUCUGGAGCUGAAGCAUAAGCAUGAUGUGAUCAUGAAGUCCCAGCUGAGGCACAAGUCGUCCCUGAGCCGGAGGACGUCCAGUGCUGGCAGCCGGGGGAAGGUGGUGCGUCGAGCCAGCCUGUCGGACAGGACCAACCUGUACAGGAAGGAGUAUGAGGGAGAGGCCAUACUGUGGCAGCAGCGGAGCGCAGCUGAGGAUCAGCGCACCUCAACCUUCAAUGGGGACAUCAGGGAGACCAGGACAGACCAAGAGAAUAAGGACCCGAACCCCAGGCUGGAGAAGCCCGUGCUGCUCUCAGAAUUUUCUACCAAGAUCUCACGGGGUGACCUGGAUGGGCCUGUUGAAAAUGGCCUCCGGGCUCCAGUCAGUGCCUACCAGUAUGCACUGUCCAACGGGGAUGUCUGGAAGGUGCGUGAGGUGCCUGACUACAGUAUGGCCUACAGCAACCCUGGUGUGGCUGAUGCUACCCCACCCUGGAGUGGCUACAAAGAGCAGAGCCCCCAGACGCUCCUGGAGCUGAAGCGCCAGCGGGCUGCAGCCAAACUGCUCAGCCACCCCUUCCUGAGUACCCACCUGGGCAGCAGCAUGGCCAGGACGGGGGAGAGCAGCAGUGAAGGCAAGGCCCCUUUGAUCGGAGGCAGAACUUCGCCCUACAGCAGCAACGGGACCUCGGUGUUUUACACUGUCACCAGCGGAGAUCCCCCGCUCUUAAAGUUGAAGGCCCCCAUGGAGGAGAUGGAGGAGAAGGUCCAUGGUUGCUGCCGCAUCUCCUAGUCUCGGGGAGGGGUCCCUGGAAUCCAGGCCAGCCCAACAGCCUUGGCUGGGGAGGUAUCAGAGGGUUGCCGGAGAGAGGUGGGCUCUGCUUUCCAGAGGAAUGCUGACCCCACCCCUCACCCAGCUGCCCACAGCAUCUCUACUCCCCUCCCUUCUGCUUCCUGCUGCAUUGUCUGCCAUCUGAAACAUAGUGGCUUCUGAGUUACUCUGCUGUCCAGUUUGGAGAGGGUGGGUUUGGGGUUCUUAGUGAAGGCUUCUGGGGACCAGGACUUCCAUAAACACACACACACACACACACACACACAAAUGGUCAGCCCAUAUGUACAAGAAUAACACACCUGGGCUCUUAGAAGCAGAUGGGGCCAAGACUGUGGGCCUUCCCAGAAGGAUGAGGCAAAGACUUGCUCCAUUGCCAAUGUGUCUUAAACAGGGGAGAGGCCUACCCAGCUGAGCCCCACAGUCCUGCUCAGAGUCACACCAGGAGCUGGUGCUGGUGGGGCCACCAUCCACACCUGGCAGGGACAAGAAGUCCUCUUCAUGUUCCAGGGAACCAGAAGUCCACAUGGGUUGGGUUUGACGGGCACAGGCCUGCUGUCACAGCCUUGUCAGGAGGAGGCAGGAACCCUGUUGACAGCCCAGGAGCCCAGGUCAUUCUACUCUGGAAGAAACCAAAUCAUGUUUUGCUCUUGGAUGGAAAGUAUCCAGGAGGCAUUUGAUAAAAGCAUUCUUUUAGGUUGUAAAGCUCCAGGUGGGAAGUCAGUGAAAGUCUGCUUCUUCCAAGAUGGAGUCACAAUCAGGUUUUACUGGCUAAUACUGGAGAAAUGAAGCUCAGUGAGGAGCAUCUGGGGGAGGCCUUUUCCAGGGAAGGGUAAGUUCACUUCCAAGAGCAUCUGUGGUUAUCAGUGAUCGAGCCUAGCACCCUGGCCAUCUUUGUAAUAGUCAGGCUUUUUCAGUCCAGCCCAGGUUAGCCAGUCCUGCCCAGACUGAGCCAUCACAGUGAACCAUCACAGUGAGGCCACCUGUGCCCCACCCUCCCACCGUACAUGUCAGUCAUGUGUGCACAGUGAAUGCUUAGGACUCCCAGCCUUUUCUGGGAUGCUCUGUGAAAAGAUUGCCAGGUGGCCACUGUGAGUUUCCACAUGGCCUGGGGUUCCCAGCCUGCUGCAGUUGGAGUGGUGAUGCCACAAGGCUACAAAUCCCAGGUUCCCAGGACCACCAUCCCACGUAGACUGGAGUUGGGUGUCACCUGGCCCUAUAAUUUUGUAGCCCGUUUUUCUGAUGGAGGAGGAGGAAGGGCCCUGCCACCUCACUGUUACAUUCUCUCAUGACCCCUUUGAUAUUGUUGCCCAACAGUGAUCGGUGAUCACAGGCUCAGCCAAAAUCCUUUGGUGUAACUAAUAAGCCCCAGGGUUGUCCUCUGCUCUGUACAUCUUUUAUUCAUCCAAAAACUACCUCCGUAGAGCUCUGAAGGAGCCCCCUAGGUCCAGAUUCUGAAGUGGGGAACAGAUCUUUAAUCCACUUCUUUCUGAGCCUGUGAGAAAUUCUCCCUCAAGGGCACCUGAGCUGGGGUGCUGGGGCUGGAGGAGUCUUCCUUGUGCCACAACCCUGUUAAAGGGUCUGCUAUUUGUCAGUCUCAGUCCCCUACUCUGGCCCCCAUGGCUCGUAGUUCAGAGACCUCUUGGGGCCUGACUGAUGCUUUACCAGGAGCAGGGUAGUGGGCCAGAGAGUGCACUGGGUACCAGGCCACUCCCACCCAACUCCAGGACAGAUGGAGUCUAGGGUAGAGGAGUGGCUCAGGAAGACAGGUAUAUAUCACACCUCUCACAUCUGUGCUCUCCCUUAUCUCAGCCUAUGGUUGAAGCAGUGGAUGCUCUGAAACACAUAGUUUUGGCUUCAAAAUAGCAUUUAGCUCUGACAGACACUGAAAUCAUUCUGGACCUGACUUAAGCCACAAGGUUGGGGGAGGGGGGUGUUGCUACAGGCAGCCUCACACUCCUCAGGAGACAGCUGCACAAGGUUUCUGACCUGUUUGUUCAGGGGCAGAGACAGAAGGCAUUUAUUGCUCAAUCUGAACCCUCCAGCCAUUCGCUCCCUCCGCCUUCUUCCUGCCUCCUGGGGAUUCCCACUGGCCUCUCAUAUAGGAGCUGGCCUCAAACAGAGGACUCCUCAUUUGUUCCUCCAGGAAUAAACAUUCCCUGUUAGGGCUGCAAGUCUCCAAGAAGCUUUCCCUGCAGGUUUCCAAGUGGUGAGGGACAAGUUGAGGUACAACCUCCAAUAAAUGGGCCAGGGUCGUGGAAAAGUUGAGGUAGAACCUUCAAUGAACAGGCCAGGUUCACCCUUUUGCUCACUCAUGUAACUUACUGAGCAGCUGUAACAGAGCAGGCACUAUGUUAGGCUCUGUGGAUAAAGGAGUAACAAGACAGAGUGAGAACUGCUCUGUCUGGCCUUCAGCUUAGGGGACCAUGGGACUCCACAGCUCCAUUCAACCCCCUGAGCAGGAGGGACUGCAUCCCAGCCCAGUGCUCCUGGAGUAGAGCGUGAAUCCCUUUAGCUGAGAAACAGCUUCAUGGCCACCCCGGUAAUAUCUGCCACUAAAUGUAGAUGCUAGAUCUUGGAUCACAGGCAGACACAAUCCUAGGUCCAUCUGAAAACUUCAUGGGUCGCUGCCUUUAGGCCAGUAUCCCUUGGGGACAAUAUAAUAGCAGUCUGAGGUCAGUGUCUAGAAGAAUAAGGAGUCUGAAACUUGUUGCCAAAUGCAUCUUUGGUCCUUAAAGUCAUUAUUUCUUGCUCACUUUUGGGCAUUUAUCACAUAGCCCUCACCAGUGGAUACUGAGAGGGAGAACAACCAUUCCUUUCAGUGUCGAAGCCUUUCCCUGGCAGGUGUGGAUCACGUUGCUGGGAGAAGCCUGGAGAGGUCAACCAGGUGCUCAGCUCCCACUGAGGCCCAGGUGUGGUGGCCAGUCCUGGCAGACUGAAGGAGGCCACUUUCAAAGCAGGUGCCCCGUGGCUCACUGUGAGCUCUGGCCUUUGCUCCCACAUUGUGCCCACAAACAACUGCAGAUUGGUGGCUAUCAGCAGAUUGUGUUUCUGGCCAGUAGCUCAGGGAAUCUGAAUGAACCCUCAGCCCAGGUCUACUGAAGAUUUAGAAUAUAAUUCUCCACCAAAUAUGCAGCAUUAGUAAAACUGCUUUGUAAUGUUCGAUCCAUUUCAAGAGGUUAGGAAAGUUGGCAAGAGUGUGGCGGGUAUCCUGUCCACCAGUAGUUUGCUAGCUUUGUGAUAACACAACACUCUUGGUUCUUGCUCUCUUGAUCCCGAAUGUUCUCUUGCACCUACUUUCCAAAACAGGCUACUAGGGUACUUUCUAGAAGGGCGCUCCUUAUAACAUACCCAGAAGGAACAUAUGUAAUUCCUGCUAUUUGCAGUCUGGGGAUAGCCGCUCCUCCUCCAGGACACAAAAAAGCAAAGGAUCACACAUGGUCAUUGGCCAACUUCGCAGAAAUGACCCUCUUUGCCUGGAGCCCUAGCCCUCUCCUCCAUGACAACCUCUUGUUGGCCAGAGGGCCUGCUUCCCAUGGGCUCUGCAGGUGCCACAGUGUAGGGCCUGGCCCUGCACACCCAGGAAAAGUCUACAGACCCCCAGCCCUCUGCAAUAAUUCCAGACCAGAAGCCACUGACGUACAGAGAACACUUAAGAAAAAUGUAUUUUAUGUGAAAAAAAAGGUUAAAACUCUGUAUACUGUAUCAGCAGCUUUGUGUACAAAAUGGCAAUCAAGAGAUUCUAAUAUAUUUAAAACUUUUUUAAAAAAUAAUCCUCAUGGAUCUUUGAUAUUGUAUUGAAGUAACUUCCAGGUCUCCCCUUGCCAUGCGGGAGUGGCAGGCCAUGUGUCCAAGACGGGUCUAAGCACAUCCCAAAGGGACAACACCCCUGGAGUUGCUUCCAGCUGCCAAGGCCUGUGAUGGAAUUUGCUGUUAA
Messenger RNA from Castor canadensis (American beaver), 5430 nucleotides. The record is from RefSeq and is a predicted model, not a curated record. NCBI's taxonomy places the organism in Eukaryota, Metazoa, Chordata, Mammalia, Rodentia, Castoridae.